AGCUUCGGGGAGCAAGAUAACACUGGCGUCAUUUCUUCAGUUACCACUUACCAGGCAGGCGAGCAAGCAUCACUGCAUGAGUUUGGACUUCAGACUACAGAGGUCAGGUGCAAAGAGGUUCAGAAGAAGUUCCUCAUUUUUCCUGUCCAAGAUCUCUCCAAAUCUUGUCUUAGCCGCCUUUCCAUUGUCAACGAGGCUGCGUAACUCCGGCAGUUCUAGCACGGCUGCUAGCAGAGCGACGACCGCCACCAAACAUCACAUCAUCUUUAGCCUGCCACUGCAUAUAUACGCUAGCUGCUUCAUCUGCCUCUAGACACGCUAGUGCACAUAGAUCAUUUGCCACAUACAAAUGGGCAGCGCCGUGGUACUGUACACAUGGAUGGUCCGCGGCCACCUCCACCCCAUGGUUCAGUUCGCCGGCCGCUUGGCCGGCCACGGCGCCCCCGUCACCGUGGCCAUCGCCGACGUCCCAUCGUCCGGCGACUCCCUUAAGACCGUCGCGCGCCUCUCUGACUCCUACCCAUCCGUCUCCUUCCACCUGCUCCCGCCGGCAACCGCCCGUUCCAGCGACGAGGCCGACCCCGACGCCGACCCCUUCAUCACGCUCAUCGCCGACCUCCGCGCCAGCAACCCCGCGCUCGUCGCCUUCGUGCGGUCCCUCCCCUCCGUCAAGGCGCUCGUCCUCGACUUCUUCUGCGGGUGCGCGCUCGACGCCGCCGAGGAGCUCGGGCUCCCGGCCUACCUGUUCUUCACGUCCGGCGCCUCGCCGCUUGCUGCCUACCUGCACAUCCCCGUCAUGCGGUCCGACGUCUCGUUCGGGGACAUGGGCCGCUCCUUGCUGCACUUCCCAGGCGUCCACCCGGUCCCGGCCUCCGACUUGCCGGAGGUCCUGCUUGGUCCUCGCAACGAGCAGUACGAGGCAACUAUUGGUCUCUUCGAGCAGCUGCCCAGAGCGAAGGGCAUACUGGCGAACACGUUCGAGUGGCUGGAGCCCCGCGCCGUGAAGGCGAUCCAAGAGGGGAGCCCCCGCCCUGGCGAGCCGGUGCCGAGGCUGUUCUGCGUCGGCCCGUUGGUCGGCGAGGAGAGGCGAGGGGAGGGGAAGCACGAGUGCCUGACAUGGCUGGACGCGCAGCCGGCGCGGAGCGUGGUCUUCCUCUGCUUCGGGAGCGCGAGCUCUGUGCCGGCGGAGCAGCUGAGGGAGAUUGCGGUGGGGCUCGAGAGGAGCGGGCACGCGUUCCUCUGGGCCGUGCGCGCGCCCGUCGCGCCGGACGCCGACUCGACGAAGCGGUUCGAGGGCCGGGGCGAGGCGGCGCUGGAGGCGCUGCUCCCGGAGGGAUUCCUGGACCGGACGCGCGGGCGCGGGCUGGUGGUGCCGACGUGGGCGCCGCAGGUGGAGGUGCUGCGGCACCCGGCGACCGGCGCGUUCGUGACGCACUGCGGGUGGAACUCGACGCUGGAGGCGGUCACGGCGGGGGUGCCGAUGGUGUGCUGGCCGAUGUACGCGGAACAGCGGCUGAACAAGGUGUUCAUCGCGGAGGGGAUGGGACUCGGAGUGGUGAUGGAAGGUUACGACCAGGCCAUGGUGAAGGCGGAGGAGGUGGAGGCCAAGGUCAGACUGGUCAUGGAGUCGCAGCAGGGGGAGGAGCUCAGGGAGAGGACGGCGAUGGCGAAGGAUAGGGCCGCCGCCGCGCUGGAGAUCGGCGGGUCGUCAACGACGGCGCUCGUUGACUUCCUGAACAGUUUGGAGAUCUCGACGCACGAUUGAAAGGAUCAGACGAGGCCACGGCACAGGGGCAGAGGUCCACUCUGACACGAACUCUGCGUCUCUCUUUCUCGUGUUCCUCGUGCAGUUGGAAUGGACACUUUUUUUCGGUAAUAAAAGCAGAGCUUUAUUAGCUAGGAAAAAGGUGAACUAGUACAAUCGUUUCGGAUAAGGUCAAUCACGCACGCAGACGCCUGUCUAAACCAAACUGCAGUGAGCACAUUUUAUACUUGGACCAUCUUCAAGUGAUCCAACAGCUGCGCAUGUUCCUUUGCUUCAGCGAUAGGAAAACUGAGUACAGACUUUCCUCAUACAGUCAUACCGUUGCAGGCUGCAGCGCUUUGACUAUCAUUCUCAACGAAGAGUCCGAUUCUACGAUCACGGGCCCCGUCGGCCCUUUCUUCGGAGGGGCAAAAUAGGCCAGUGUAGGACAGUGGCCCGUUCAACUCUGAAGCGACUCAAAAAUUUGGGAUCGGUUUCAGUUU
Molecule: messenger RNA, 2247 nt
Organism: Setaria italica (foxtail millet)
Lineage: Eukaryota; Viridiplantae; Streptophyta; Magnoliopsida; Poales; Poaceae
Product: UDP-glycosyltransferase 88F3
Exons: 1
Coding region: 350-1765 (471 amino acids)
Molecular function (GO): UDP-glycosyltransferase activity
Source: RefSeq, a predicted model, not a curated record